This is a messenger RNA of Sphaerulina musiva SO2202, 1359 nucleotides long. Its product is annotated as L-lysine 2,3-aminomutase. The record is from RefSeq and is a predicted model, not a curated record. NCBI's taxonomy places the organism in Eukaryota, Fungi, Ascomycota, Dothideomycetes, Mycosphaerellales, Mycosphaerellaceae. The coding region runs from base 1 to 1359 and encodes 452 amino acids. Gene Ontology annotation, molecular function: iron-sulfur cluster binding; catalytic activity. The transcript is spliced from 4 exons.
AUGGCACUAAAGGUGCUAUCCAAGUCUUCAAUCCCAUCUAUUUUCCGAAAGCAUUGCCCUUCUAUCAAUCAUCUCCCCUAUCUGGCAGCUGCCCAGGUAUUUCCCAUGCGAGUCAAUAGCCAUGUGGUGAACAAUUUGAUUGAUUGGUCCAAGGUGCCUCAUGAUCCCAUCUUUCGGAUGACUUUUCCACAUCCAGAUAUGUUGCAAGACGGAGACCGAGAGAAGAUCUGCUCCAUGUUGCUGCAACAUGCAUCGCGGCUGGAGAUUCGACGGGUCGCAGAGCACAUUCGAAAGCGUCUGAAUCCGCAUCCUGCAGGACAACAGCAAGAGAAUAUUCCUCGAUUCAGGGGCAAGCCAGUUUUUGGAAUGCAGCAUAAAUACAGGGAGACGGUGCUCUUCUUCCCUUUGGAGGGACAAUAUUGUCACGCCUAUUGCAGCUACUGCUUCCGCUGGGCUCAAUUCACUUCCGUCGGCUCCCCUCAAACUUUCCAAUCCAACAGCAGAACCACAUUACCAGAAUACAUCCGCGCACACCCAUCCGUCACAGACGUCCUAUUCACCGGCGGAGACCCUCUUAUCAUGAGUACGAAAUUGUUACAAACAUACAUCCUGCCUCUCCUACCGCAGAAUCACGGACCACGAAAUUUGAAAACGAUCCGUAUCGGCACUAAAGCACUGACAUGGUGGCCUAGGAGGUUUUUGGACGACGGGGACGGCGAAAAUGAUGCCAAACAACUCUUGCGUCUGUUGGAAGAUAUUGUGGCUUCGGGGAUACAUGUCUCUAUUCAAGCUCAUGUCUCUCACGCGCGCGAACUCCUGGAUCCGGAUACUCAAGCUGCCAUUCGCGCCUUGCGCUCUACGGGCGCUGUCAUUCGAUGUCAAGCGCCAUUAAUGCGACACGUCAACGACAGCGCUUCCGCAUGGGCGGACAUGUGGCGUCUUCAAACCAGCUUGGGCACGAUACCAUACUACAUGUUCGUCGAGCGUGACACGGGUGCAGCAGAUUACUUUGCCGUGCCAUUGACGUCCGCUUUCGAAAUCUACAGCACCGCCUCAAGUAUGGUCUCGGGGCUAUCACGAACCGCUCGGGGUCCCAGCAUGAGCACCAGUCCAGGCAAGAUAUGCGUCCGCGGCAUCGAGACGAUAUCGCAACAGAAGGUGUUUGUGCUCCAGUUUGUGCAAAGCAGGAAUCCUCAGUGGUGUCACCGCACGUUUUUCGCAGAGUAUGACUCCAGUGCGGUGUGGUUUGAUCAGUUGAAACCUGCGUUUGGAGAAGAAGGAUUCUUUUUCGAGAGUGAGUAUGAAGAAAUCAGAGCUCGGGCGGCGCAAGAAUCUUCGGGGCAAAUCUUUCAGGGGUAG